Molecule: messenger RNA, 2962 nt
Organism: Spea bombifrons (plains spadefoot toad)
Lineage: Eukaryota; Metazoa; Chordata; Amphibia; Anura; Pelobatidae
Gene: RCBTB1
Product: RCC1 and BTB domain containing protein 1
Exons: 12
Coding region: 1-1800 (599 amino acids)
Molecular function (GO): protein binding
Source: RefSeq, a predicted model, not a curated record
AUGGCUUUUGCUCCCCCGGCGCCCAUCUUUCGUCAGCGUUUUGGAAACCAGUCGCUGCGCUCGCAGAGACCUUCCCCUCGCAGGGCUUACCCGGAGUCUCGCUGUGACAGCCCCACCGUGGAGGAAGAAGCCGCUGCGACAACGGUGCCAGCGGCCGGAAGCCUGGUAUGCGAACCGUUUGCACGUCGUAAAAACCAUAAUAAAGACAUGGUUGACUUUGGGAAAUGGCCGUUGUUUGCUUUGCUCUCAGCCCAAGAGUUGUCCUCCGUCCGACAGGCAUGUGUCUUUGGCAUAUCUGCUAAUGAAGCCAUAUAUACCACUCAUAAUAACGAGGUCUUUGCAUUUGGACUGAAUUGUAGCAACUGUCUAGGAACUGGAGACAACCAAAGCACGAUGAUCCCGAGGCGGCUCGAUGCUUUGUGUGGCAGGAAACUUGUUGGCCUUAGUUACGGCAGCGGGCCGCACGUACUUGCCUGCACUGAAGAUGGAGAAGUGUUUGCUUGGGGCCAUAAUGGUUAUAGCCAACUUGGGAAUGGCAAUACAACUCAGGGUACCGCUCCCAUCCAUAUCUGUGUUGAAUUGUUAUCAAAGAAAGUGAUAGAGGUUGCCUGUGGCUCCCAUCAUUCCAUGGCUCUAACAUCUGAAGGAGAGGUGUUUGCAUGGGGAUACAAUAACUGUGGACAGGUUGGGUCGGGUACCACUGCAAACCAAGCAAUUCCUCGAAAAGUAACCAGCCAUUUGCAAAGCAAAAUUGUAACGAGUAUUGCUGUGGGUCAGGCCUGCUCCAUGGCUCUGACAGACAAUGGGCAGGUUUAUGGCUGGGGUUACAAUGGCACCGGUCAGCUGGGAGUGGGAAGCACCGGUAACCAACUUACACCUUGCAAAGUGGUAUUUGUGCAGACGGUGUGCGUGAUACAGGUGGUUUUUGGCUAUGCCCAUACGCUGGCUCUAACUGACCAAGGCUUGCUUUACGCCUGGGGAGCAAACACCCAUGGACAGUUGGGAAUUGGGAAUAAAAGCAAUCAACUAUCUCCUGUAAAGGUCACUACAAAUGAAAGGAUGGUAGAGGUGGCGGCGUGUCAUUCUUCUCACACAUCCGCUGCCAAGUCACAGAAUGGACAGGUUUAUAUGUGGGGUCUGUGUCGGGGUCAAGCUGUUCUGGCUCCGAGCCUCACACAUUUCAUCUGCACAGACGAUGUAUUUGCCUGUUUCUCUAGCCCACCGGUAACGUGGAGGGUUCUCUCUGUAGAACACGAAGACUACUUAACCGUUGCGGAGUCGAUGAAGAGAGAAUUUGACAGCGAGGAAACGUCAGACUUGAAAUUUCGAGUAGAAGGGAAGGAUAUUCACGUUCACAAAGCAGUGCUGAAGAUCAGGUGUGAGCAUUUCCGUACAAUGUUUUCAUCGCACUGGAAUGAAAACAAUAAGGAAGUGAUAGAAAUCGACCAGUUUUCCUACCCGGUAUACAGAGCCUUCCUGCAGUACUUGUACACAGAUGUUGUGGACCUGCCACCAGAAGAUGCUAUAGGACUCCUGGAUCUUGCCACAUCUUACUGUGAAACUAGAUUAAAGAAGCUCUGUCAGCAUAUUAUCAAAAGGGGGAUAACCGUUGACAAUGCAUUCCUGUUGCUCUCUGCUGCAGUUCGGUAUGAGGCAGAGGAAUUAGAAGAAUUCUGCUUCAAGUUUUGUGUCAAUCAUUUGACCGGCGUUACACAGACUCAGUCAUUCUGGCAAAUGGAUGGGAUACUGCUCAAGGACUUUAUAGUGAAAGCCGGUAGAAGUGGGGGUUUUAAGAACUGACGCAUUCCUUUUUGGACUCUUCUUUCUGAUUCACCACUGAGCUCCAUACUGCAACAGAGGGGGAGAAAUGUUUUGCACUGCCAGACCAUCCAUAUGUUCAUCCCCGCAUCGAUGUAUGGGAAAUGUGAAGCACUUAAUAUACCGAAUGUGAAAUCAUGUUGUGAUUGUGUGUAACAGUGGACCAAUGUAUAGGUCUGUCUAAAAUUGAGUUCUGCGUCAGCCGUGAACUGAGCAGUUCAGAGAAUAAAAAAAAAAAAACAGUAUUGAUCUAUUUUCUGUCUAACUUUGUAUGUAAUGUGGAAAAUCUAAUUUGCCAGUUUUAUAUGUAGUUUCAUGUUAGCAAUAUUUUUUAUGUAAAUUGUUUAAAGGUCUUGCCAACUUUUCCAUGGGCCACUAACAUUCCAUGCAUAUGUAAAUCUGUGGCGGUGCCUUAGCGCUGGUGUCAACCAGGCAAAGACAUUCCAUACUAUAAUAGUCUUUAAGGCCCAGCGUUUAUAACUGCAUGCACCGUCUGCUGGUUGUGAAGUGGUUAAAUUAGAGGCUAACUUUGCAGGAGCCUUCCAUGUGCGGCACCCAAAUGUAACUUUGUGAUAAGACCUCCCAACUCACCUGUGCCAAAGUCACAAAGGUAAAGUUGUGCUUUAGUAGAUCAUGCUCCUGAAUAGUGCACCUGCAUAAAUUGAAGUACUGCUGGGCAGAGACUUUAUUUUUAUAAACUUAUUUUAACUAUUGUUGGCUUUUCCUGUCUUUUUCCCCGUGUCUUAAUGUGUCUUUGGCCAUUGGAAGUGUGUGUGAGAAGAUGCUGCUGUAGCUCCGGAUCACCACACACAGGCUCUCGUUGGUUUAAGUUUCCAGCCAACUAGUAAACUAAAAUCAGAGAAACUGGUCCUUUGUCCAAAAAACAGUUGUACAGUUUUGAAUAUUUACAUUUUUCUGCUGCAUGGAAUGGAUGAUUUUGAUACUGGAGUAAAACGGUGGCUUACAACCACUCGUUAUUCUCCCAGUGGUAGAAUAUUCAUGCCCGCAGGCAUUGCAGUAACUGUUUCCUUUGCAUGUAAAUAAAGUGCAUAUUUUUAUAAUAUUGUGUUUAGAUCGGAACGUGCAGCUCUGUCUAUUUUAUUUUUGUAUUACAUUUAACAUCUCAUUAAACUAAAAUAUACAA